AUGGCUCCCAAGAUCGCUAUCGUCUACUACUCCAUGUACGGCCACAUCAAGCAGCUGGCCGAGGCUGAGAAGGCCGGUAUUGAGAAGGCCGGCGGCUCUGCCGACCUCUUCCAGGUCCCCGAGACCCUCCCCGAGGAUGUCCUCGCCAAGAUGCACGCUCCUCCCAAGCCCACCGAUGUCCCUACCCUCGACGACCCCUCCGUCCUUGAGGGCUACGAUGCUUUCCUUCUUGGUAUCCCCACCCGUUACGGAAACUUCCCCGCCCAGUGGAAGGCUUUCUGGGACAAGACUGGCAAGCAGUGGGCUUCUGGUGGUUUCUGGGGCAAGAUGGCCGGUAUCUUCGUCUCUACCGCCUCCCAGGGUGGUGGUCAAGAGACCACUGCUCAGAACGCUAUCUCCACCCUCACUCACCACGGCAUCAUCUAUGUCCCCUUCGGUUACGCCAAGGCUUUCGGUGUUCUGACUGAUCUCUCUGAGGUUCGUGGUGGCAGUGCCUGGGGCGCUGGUACCUUCGCUGGUGGUGACGGUUCUCGCCAGCCCUCUGCCAAGGAGCUCGAGCUUGCUCAGAUCCAGGGAGAGAACUUCUACCAGACCGUUGCCAACAGCCAAGCCAAGGCUGCGCCUGAGGUGGCAUCGAACACCAACAAGCCUGCCGAGGCUGAAAAGGAUACCACUGCUCCCAAACAAGAGAACAAGGGACCCCAAGAGCUUAAGGAGGUCAAGGAGGGACCUUGUGGACUGCCAGCCAAGUGCGUAGUCCAAUAG
Messenger RNA from Fusarium fujikuroi IMI 58289, 765 nucleotides. RefSeq names its product probable 1,4-Benzoquinone reductase. Bases 1 to 765 code for a protein of 254 amino acids. The transcript is spliced from 3 exons. Lineage: Eukaryota; Fungi; Ascomycota; Sordariomycetes; Hypocreales; Nectriaceae. Gene Ontology annotation, molecular function: NAD(P)H dehydrogenase (quinone) activity; FMN binding. The record is from RefSeq and is a predicted model, not a curated record.